Athalia rosae (coleseed sawfly) is the source of this 5620-nucleotide messenger RNA. Its product is annotated as phospholipid-transporting ATPase ABCA1-like. The transcript has 25 exons. Gene Ontology annotation, biological process: lipid transport; transmembrane transport. Gene Ontology annotation, cellular component: membrane; intracellular membrane-bounded organelle. The record is from RefSeq and is a predicted model, not a curated record. Gene Ontology annotation, molecular function: ABC-type transporter activity; lipid carrier activity; ATP binding. Bases 35 to 5215 code for a protein of 1726 amino acids. Lineage: Eukaryota; Metazoa; Arthropoda; Insecta; Hymenoptera; Athaliidae.
UUUUCUGCAAUUGAUAUUCACACAAAAGUAAGGAAUGAAAGCUCAACGUUCAAUUUGUUGGAAAAGCUUGAAUGUACCGAUAUUCAUCAAUAAAAAUACUCUGCAACGUCUCACAUUGGUGGUGAGAUGGAUCAGAAGGCGAAAAUUCAGCGAAACAAUGAAGAUCAGAAUGGGUGACGGGUGGAGGAUAUUGUUUUUGUUGUUGCAAAAAAAUUGGAUUAUUCGUAAACGACAUUGGCUUGGAACCAUUAUCGAAAUGGCAGCCCCCGCUCUCCUUAUUGCUAUAAUAAUGGGACUCAGAACUUUACUACCGAUCGAAGCUACCGUCGUCAAUCAAAAUACCAUUUUUCCGGUGUUAAACAGAACUUAUUUGGAAAGCAAUUUUUUCCCUCAAUUACUCCGAAUUUUCUAUCUACCGGAUAAUGAAUUCACUAAAAGAGUUAUGACGAACGCCACAAAGUGCCUCGGAAUACCUAAUAACCAACUCUACGGCUUUGACGAUGAACCUGCGAUGUUAGAGAAUUACGAAAGACUCCAAGGCCAAGAUUUGACCAUCGUUGCAUUAGCGGUUGCUUUUCAAGGGACUGACGGAAAAACUGUUCCAAAUAAUUUAGUUUAUACAAUGAAAACUUCGCGGCGAAUAGAAUCGAGAUUAAUUACCGCGGAUUUUCGGAGUCCCAGUACUGCGUCCGACGCUCUCAUAUUAGAAAUACCGUUCGUUGCUUUACAAAUGUGUCUAGACGACUCGUUCAUAUAUGAAGUAGUUCCCAGUUCCGUAAUCGAUGAAAUUCCAACGAGGGUGAUACAAAAAAUGCCAUUCCCACCGUACGAAGUCAACGCAUUCAGCGAACAAUUUUUUCGACGUGCCAUUGGAAAUUGGGCAGCGAUUAUGUUCAUCGUGACAUUAUUUAUGGUACCGUCGUACAUUACGACGGAAAAAGACACGGGAGUAAAUGCCCUCUUAAAAAUGAACGGAGUUAAACCGUAUCAAAAUUUUUCAAGUUGGCUGAUAAGUGGCAUGAUAUUGGGUACUCUAACUGUUGUUUUCAUUACUGUAAUGGUAAAGAUAUACUUUUCACCCCAUCAACUGCCUUUUUAUCACUACAGCAAUAGUUUUGUAUUCUGGCUAGUAAUUUAUUUGAAUUUUAUUCAAACCUACGCCUACUGUCUGCACUUGGCCACUUACUUUACUAAAGCUCGACUUGCUCAGGGAGCGGCAAUCCUGUUGCUUUAUGCCGUACUGCAAAUUGUUAGGCAAGUUGAAAAAAAUGAAUUAUAUUGGAUCCUUCCAUAUAUAGGAUUCAUUUUUCCCAAUGCAGCAGCUAUGAGAAUGUUCGAUGAGUUCAGCAACCAUGAGAACAAACUUACCGGGGCACAGUGGAAUAAUUUGUUCGUAUCUGAGCACGAAGUAUUAGGAUUUGAGGGGACUCUGGGCUUCUUAAUGAUAUCGAGUAUUUGCAGCACAAUUUUCCACUUUACGCUUGCAUUGUACCUCGAAGCUGUAUUACCUGGCAAAUAUUCUGUCCAGAAGUCACCGUUCUUUUUUUUGAAGUGUUUCAGGAAAAAUAAAGUGAACGCCGGUAAUCCCAACGCAGAAAAUACGGAAUCACAUGGACGGGCUAAAAUAUCAGAGCCGGUAGCUCACGGUGCUCUUACUCCCGGGAUACAGAUAAAAAAUUUGAAGAAGAAAUUCGAAAUUGGUUUUUACAAGCCGAAAAUUGUUGAAGCAGUACGAGGUAUUAGUAUCGAGUUUUACAAGGGGCAGAUUACAGUUUUGCUCGGACACAACGGUGCCGGUAAAACUACAACGAUAUCGAUAUUGACGGGUUUGACCGCGCCUUCGUCAGGGACGGUACUCAUCAACGGCAAAGAUGUGGAGGCUGAUAUGCAAGAUAUUAGAAAUGACUUAGGUAUGUGUCCGCAAGAAAAUAUGUUGUUUCAAGACCUCACCGUGGAAGAGCAACUUCAAUUAUUCGCUCUGUUGAAACAGAAGAAAAAAACAAGGCAACAGGUCCUCGAUGACGUUGAUGAUCUACUAGCGAAACUAAAAAUUAGCGAAAAGAGAAAUUUUGUACCAAAGCACCUUUCGGGUGGCCAGAAACGAAGAGUUUGUCUUGGCUUGGCACUCAUUGGCAAUGCAUCGACUCUCAUUUUAGACGAACCAACGUCAGGUAUGGAUCCAGAGACAGCCAGAGUAACGUGGGACAUAAUACUGAAAUACCGGAAACAAAAGACAAUUAUCAUCACGACACAUAGCAUGGAGGAAGCAGAUGUCCUUGGGGAUAGAAUUGCGAUCAUGCACUCGGGACAAAUGAUGUGCUACGGAAGCUCGAUGUUCCUCAAAAAACAUUACGGUGAAAAUCGACAGAAGAUCACUCUCUCGAUAGAAUCGUCGUAUGAUUACGAAAAAAUUCAAUCCAUAGUUGGUAGUGAAGCGAGAAUCGACACGGGCACAUACGGCAGACUCGUAAUAAGCAUUCCGAUGACGAACUCUUUACCCGAAAUUCUGGAUAAAAUGGAAACUAAUAAAACCGAGCUCGGAAUUACCGGUGUGAGCGUAUCAACGAUCACACUCGAAGAAGUAUUCCUCAGGACCGCUCAACAAGAAGAAUACCAAGAAGAAGACGAGGAAGAUGCGAUAAAUCUAACAUCCGUGAAUCGCACAGUUUCCGAUAAGUUCAACGAUCCAGCUGUGUAUGUUAAAUUGAUCGGAUCCCAAUUGACGAAGCAGAUUUUUAUAGCAUUGCUGAUCAAAAAGUUUUGUUACGCGAGAAGAAAUUGGGGUAUAUCGAUGGGAAUCAUUUUUGGAACCUUGAUAGCGAUAAUACUGAUGCCGAUCUUUUCUGUCAGCGUCGUCACUUUGAUAAAUUCACGUCAGCUCAAACUAACUUUGUACGACAAUCCAGAGGCACUGAUCUAUGAUGAAAAUGGUACCUUUGCAGAUGCGUACACAGAUAUAGUGGCAAGUCAAAAGGCUGCAGUUAGUAGGGUGGCAGCUGAUGAAAAUCUCAUCGACGCGUUGCUUGAACGAGCGAAACCGUCAACUUUCGUAUACUACACGAAUAACAUUAUCACCUCCGCGGAAUUUACUACAUUAAACGAAACUGCAGUUGCAAACGGUCUUUACAAUGGCGCUGCUUCUUUGAGCGUUCCAAUAACGGUGAACGCAAUUUCUAACACAUUUUUAAAGACGUAUGCGGGUGAUCAGUACUCGAUCGAUGCGAGUAUAGAAAAUUUACCCGAUUCAUUUAUCGACUACCUUUACGAACAGUUUGACGUUAGGUCGGAAAAUCUAUUGCAAAUGAUGUUAUUCAUUAGCGUUUUCUUUAUCGUUAUCGGAUUAUUUGUAAUUAAUCCUUUGUUGGAGAAUACAACUUCGGUUAAACAACUUCAACGAAUGACUGGUGUCCCUUCCGUACUGUAUUGGGGAACUAUGUUCGUAUUUGAUUACGGAAUAUACAUCGUAGCAACAAUCAUUACGGCUAUCGGAUUUUUCGUAAUGGAUAUAAUCUUUGCGUCGCACACGUACUAUGCUACGGAAAUCGGGAUCCUUGUGCUAUUGCUGUUACUGUUUGGAAUUAGUGCCUUAUUGCUCGCCUACCUAUUCAGUUUCUUACAUUGGCCUCUCUACGUCGUUCUAUUGAUCUACUGCCUCGCGAAUAUGAUAAUAUCUCAAAUUCAGGUGUUCGUAGACCUGGCGGUCGUCUAUAUGGGAACUGAUAAUAUAGGUUUUUCGAUCCAACGAAGAAUAUUUUCUCUUCUACCUCACGUCAGCUUCACUUUUGGAUUUUCCAAAUUUCUGGAAGUUGCAACUAAUAAUGCCAGAUGUAGAACAUUGCCCAGAGGUUUUGCUGCCGUGUCUUGUUUUUUAAAUGACCCAUGUUGCGACAUGGGUUGCGUGGACGGAGUUUGCAGUAAAAGUCUCCCAUAUUUUGGAGAUUUCAGCGAAGAUGCCGGAUUGGAAGAGUUCGUUCUUUACCUAACUGCGAUACCAAUUAUCUUGCUGGUUAUAUUGUUUUUGUUGGAAAAUCGGGCUUACGAGAAACUCGUAUUGAGAUUCAAAUCGCAUAAAGCAACACCAUCCAAUUACGGUGAGGUUGCGGUAGAUAGUGAGGUAGCUAAUGAAAAGCUUGCCGUUCGUCAUGCGAUCAAUCAGCGUGAGUUGAAAAGCAGAGCAGGUGAGGAAAUCCCUAGUUUUGCAGACGAUAAUAUCUUCCUGGGUUAUGAAUUGAGUAAACGUUACGGAAAUAAUCAAGCAGUUAAAGAAGUCAAUUUUAGAGUGAAAAAGAAUGAAUGUUUCGGUUUGCUGGGUGUUAACGGAGCCGGUAAAAGUACCACAUUUCGAAUGCUGGUGGGCGAAGAGGCAGCAAAUACCGGAAUACUUAUUCGUGGGUAUAGCAACAUAAAAGUCAACCGUAAGGAGUACCUGGCAGGAAUAGGCUACUGUCCUCAGAUAAAUGCCCUGAUACCUUCUCUGAAUUCAUACGAACAUUUAUCACUUUUCGCCCGAUUGCGGGGCAUACCGGAAUUUCAAGUAGCGUCAGAAGUCCAAUUGUGGAUUGACAAAUUGCGACUGAACAAACAUGCUGCGAAUGCAAGCGGAAGUUACAGUGGCGGGAACAAAAGACGGCUCAACAUCGCAAUGGCGUUAAUCGCCGAUCCACAAAUGGUUCUUUUGGAUGAACCUACAACAGGGGUGGAUCCAGGUGCCAGACGAUCGUUGUGGCGCGUACUUCAGAGUUGUCAGGCAUCCGGACAAGCUAUUAUCUUGACUUCGCAUAGCAUGGAAGAGUGCGAAGCUCUGUGCAAUCGAUUAUUGAUCAUGGUACAAGGGAGAUUAGUCUGUGUCGGGGCUAGCCAAGAACUCAAACAGCGUUUUGGAGCUGGCUACGACAUCACAGUGAAGUUAAAUCCAGAGAGAUCGGAAGAAGAGAAUUCUAAAAUAAAGAAAAAAAUACAGGCUGCUAUUGCUUGCGAAUUGAGGGAUGAGCAUCCGGGGUAUUUAUUCUAUCACGUGACGGAUCCUCAAACAACAUGGACGAAGAUGUUCAGGACAAUAAACGAUGUGAAAGCAGUACACAGCUGCAUAGAAGAUUAUACCGUUUCUUCAUCAACAUUAGAACAAUUAUUCAUUCAAUUCGCCAGAUCUGCACCAGGUUCCAUUCUUCCGACGACAAGAACUAAUGGAAUAACGAACGGAACGAAUUCUGUGUGAUCACACGAUUAGAUAUAACGCUCCAACCAGGUUUUAGAACUCAUGUUUGAGUUCAUAGCAAAUAAAGUUAUGUCUUCAACGUCAGAUCAAUGUAUUUAUGACAGAAUGAAGAUAGAGAAGAUACGUAAAAAUACCUUUGAAAAUAAUUAUCCAGUUAAAAAUCUCAUUCGAAUCGAUGUUGAAAAGACGUUAAAAGAACUUUCGAACACGCCGAUCAUUCAUUGUAGAUAGAUAAAGAAAUCAAGAAAGCGCGAGCUUUAAAAAAACUUCAGAUAUUAAUCAACUAGAAUAGAAUUGUAUAAAAUAAAAUAUCCUCGUGCGAUAGCACAAUGUACACUCCUUUUUAAAUAUCUGUAAUAUACUAAUCGAUAUGCAGAUCAAAAUGAUUAAACGAUAUUUAUUCAA